GCGGCUGCCCUCACCUAAGAUGGCCGCCGCGCCCUCGGUGAGGUGAAGUGACCGAAGUUCCGUCUCCUGCCCGCCUCCCUCCGCCCUGGCAGCGCCGCGGCUCCGUGCGGGCCGUGAGGGCGGCCGGGCCCCGGCUGAGGCUCCCCGAGGCCGGCAGGGCGCUCGGGGCUGCGGCCGCUCCCUCCGGAGCGGCUCUGGUUCUGUGUAGGUUCCUCUGAAUUUCUUCUUGUGUGGAGCUUCUUUAUACUCGUAGAUCACUUUAACCCCCAGCGACUCCAUCUGGCGAAAACAGAGCCAAAGGCGGCGGAACGGAACGUGACGGGAAAGAAGAAGGGCAGGAUGCGGAGAGGAGCCCCCCUGCGCGCUCCGGGCUCGCUGUGCUUCCCUCUGCUGCUCACCUUGCUGCUGGGGCACCUGCAGGGCAGACCCGCCAACAGCUCGGGGCCCAAGGACGGGGAGGAGCAGGAGCUGCUGCCCCCAGACCACCUGAACGGGGUCAAGAUGGAGCUGGACGGGCACCUGAACAGGGACUUCCACCAGGAGGUGUUCCUGGGCCGGGACACGGCAGGGCUCCAGCGGCGCCCGCAGCAAGGAAAGAGCCGGCAGCAGCUGGCAGAGAUCUUCAGCAGGGUGGACACAAACCAAGAUAAAAAAAUCAGUGCCAAAGAAAUGCAAGGUUGGAUCAUGGAGAAAACAGAGGAGCAUUUCCAGGAGGCCGUGCAGGAAAACAAAAUCCAUUUCCCAGCCGUGGACCCCGAUGGGGAUGGACACGUUUCUUGGGACGAAUAUAAAAUGAAAUUUUUGGCAAGCAGAGGUUUCGAUGAGAAGGAAAUUGCAGAGAAAAUAAAAAACAAGGAGGAAUUAAAAAUAGAUGAAGAAACGCAGGAAGUGCUGGAUAACCUGAAGGAUCGCUGGUACCAGGCGGACAAUCCUCCCCCGGACCUGCUGCUGAGCGAGCAGGAGUUCCUGUCCUUCCUGCACCCCGAGCACAGCCGGGGAAUGCUGCACUUCAUGGUGCAGGAGAUCGUCCGGGACCUGGACCAGGACGGGGACAAGAAGCUGACCCUGUCCGAGUUCAUCUCCCUGCCCGUGGGCACGGUGGAGAACCAGCGGGCUCAGGACGUGGACGACGACUGGGUGAGGGACAGGAGGAAGGAGUUCCAGGAGGUCAUCGACGCCAACCGCGACGGCAUCGUCACCAUGGCCGAGCUGGAGGAAUACAUGGAUCCCAUGAACGAGCACAACGCCCUGAACGAGGCGCGGCAGAUGAUCGCCGUGGCCGACGAGAACCAGAACCAGCACCUGGAGCUGGAGGAGAUCCUCAAGUACAGCGAGUACUUCACGGGCAGCAAACUCAUGGAUUACGCGCGGAACGUCCACGAGGAGUUCUGAGCUCCGUCACGGCCUGCUGGAAUUUUCUUUGACCUUCUUUUCACCCCCCCAAAAAAAAAAACCAUAUAUAUAUAUAUAUAUAUAUAUAUAUAUUCUCCCAGGGAUGAACGAGCAGCGAAACGCGGGAAUUCCGCGUCGCCCGCUCCGCACUCGGGGUCGUUCCUGGAUUCUCCGUCCUGAGGGAGCUGCGGGUUCUUGGAGUGGUUUCCAUAUCAGGAGGAAUCCUGAGAAUUCCUGGCUUCCAGUGGUUUUCCUCUCUGGUUUGUGGGGUUGAAUCCAGCUGGAAUUCCCUGGGAUUUGGGGGUUCUUGGAGUGGUUUCCAUAUCAGGAGGAAUCCUGAGAAUUCCUGGGUUCUGGUUUUUUCUCCUCCCUGGUUUGUGGGGUUGAAUCCAGCUGCAAUUCCCUGGGAUUUGGGGGUUCUUGGAGUGGUUUCCAUAUCAGGAGGAAUCCUGAGAAUUCCUGGCUUCCAGUGGUUUUCCUCUCUGGUUUGUGGGGUUGAAUCCAGCUGCAAUUCCCUGGGAUUUGGGGGUUCUUGGAGUGGUUUCCAUAUCAGGAGGAAUCCUGGCAAUUCCUGGGUUCUGGUUUUUUCUCCUCUCUGGUUUGUGGGGUUGAAUCCAGCUGGAAUUCCCUGGGAUUUGGGGGUUCUUGGAGUGCUUUUCCCACCAGGGAGAAAUUGUGGAAAAUCGUGAAUUCUGUUUUUUUCUCCUCCCUGGUUUGUGGGGUUGAAUCCCACUGGAAUUCCCUCGGAGUGGUUUUCACACCGAGGAGAAACUGUGGGAAUUCCAGGACUCCCGUGGUUUCCUGCCUGGUUUGUGAGGUUAAAUCUGGGAAUUCCAAAGAGAAGUUGGAUUUUGGGAAGGGAACAGUGAUUCCAAGGAAUGUUUGUCCUCCACACGCAAUUCCAUUUGGGAGGCUCCUUAAAUAUUUGUUCCCCUCAGCUGCUGAAACAGGGAAUCCCAAACAAAGGUUGGAUUUUGGGAAUUUUGGUGGUUCCAAGGAAUGUUUGGUCUUCUGGGAAUAUCCACGCUCAAUUCCAGUGUUUUUCUCGACUUCCUGAAGAGUUUAUUGGGAAUUUAAUGGAAUUUUUUUCUCCUCUUUUUCGUGGGAGUGUGGGGAAGAAUCUAUUUGAAAUGUUACAGAGAAACUCUUUGGAAUUAAAUUAAUAAAAUAAACACUAAUUAAAGCUAAAUUAAUAUAAAAUGACAUUUUUUGCUGACAUCUGCACUGAGAAUGGGAGAUGAUGGCUUUUAAAAAAUCAGGUUUUGAUCGAAGACCAAACAAUUGGGAAGUUUUUUUUGGGAAUUUAAGGUGUUGGACAGAGCAGUGGGAAUUCCAUGGAGUUUGAUGGCUGCUUAAUUCACUGCUAAAAUGAACGAGUUCUGUGCUAAUUAUGCUGUUAAUGAGCUGCUGAUGAUGAUUUGGGAGGGAUUCCAGGCUUUGGGUGAGCUCUGAAAGCAUCUCUGUCCCAGAUAAAAUUGAUUUUUCCUCUGCUUCCAUCUUUCCUGGAAAAACCCCUCUUUGGGAAAGAAUUCCUGAAAAUCUUGAGAUGUUCUAUUUGAUUAAAUUUAUUCUUAAUAUAAUGUAAAUACAGGAGUUGCUAUCCUUCUGUCCCCUUCCCUGCUCUUUAUUUGAUGUUUUUAUUAAAUUCCUUG
This is a messenger RNA of Cinclus cinclus, 3044 nucleotides long. It is a transcript of the gene SDF4, whose product is annotated as stromal cell derived factor 4. The transcript is spliced from 8 exons. Bases 340 to 1392 code for a protein of 350 amino acids. Gene Ontology annotation, molecular function: calcium ion binding. Lineage: Eukaryota; Metazoa; Chordata; Aves; Passeriformes; Cinclidae. Gene Ontology annotation, biological process: calcium-ion regulated exocytosis. Gene Ontology annotation, cellular component: endoplasmic reticulum. The record is from RefSeq and is a predicted model, not a curated record.